This is a messenger RNA of Stylophora pistillata, 2216 nucleotides long. RefSeq names its product ADP-ribosylation factor-like protein 3. The record is from RefSeq and is a predicted model, not a curated record. Gene Ontology annotation, molecular function: GTP binding; GTPase activity. NCBI's taxonomy places the organism in Eukaryota, Metazoa, Cnidaria, Anthozoa, Scleractinia, Pocilloporidae.
GUCACGCUUAGUAUCAAUUUAGUUGCUACACAAUACUCGGUGCGUUGUGGGCAACUUUCGUGAUCUUCACGCAAAAUGGGUUUGCUAUCGCUUCUGCGAAGUCUAAAGUCAAAUGCAAAUAAGGAAUUGAGGAUUCUUUUCCUUGGCUUGGACAAUGCCGGGAAAACUACGAUUUUGAAACAGCUUUCUCAUGAAGAAAUAACUCAGAUCACCCCAACGCAGGGAUUUAAUAUCAAAAGUGUCCAAGCCCAAGGUUUUAAGUUAAACGUCUGGGAUAUAGGAGGUCAAAGAGCCAUUCGUCCGUAUUGGAAAAAUUAUUACGAACAUGUUGAUGUUCUGGUUUAUGUUAUAGAUAGCGGAGAUCGAAAGAGAAUAGAAGAAAAUGGUAUCGAACUAGAAGAGCUGUUGUCUGAGGAGAAACUAUCUGGUGUACCUAUGCUUGUUUUUGCAAAUAAACAGGAUCUUUUGGGGGCUCAACCUCCUGAUGAGAUAUCUGAAAAAUUAAGCCUUCACACAAUAAAAGAUAGAAAAUGGCAGAUUCAAGCAUGCUCAGCAAAAAGAGGGGAGGGUAUCCAGCAAGGAUUGGAAUGGGCAUUAAAGAAUAUUUCAAGUGUUUCAAAGAAAUAAAUUUGUAGGGAUACAUUUUCCUUGACACUAGCAUUUACUUUUUAUGUACUAACUAAGCCAAGCAAUUUUCAUUUCAAAGCAUCAGUCAUACAAUUUAUCACUCUUUAGUGCGUGUACAUGUUAUUCAUCCAUAUAUUGUAAGGGUGGUAGAUUGCUUUGCAUUUCUCAUAAGUUGGCUAGUGCACCAGUGCCAUUAGCACAAACACAAUAGAUAGCAAUGAAAGUCUCACUUCUAAGUAUAUUUUAAUGGUCCAGAAUUGUAAGAAAAAAAGAUGUGUUGUGGCUCAUGUGAUUUUUGUAGCACCAUAAUUUAUAUAUGUAUAAUACAGCCUGUAUUGUGUAGUUGUUAGGUUAAACAUCAAGACAAUAAAUCAUGACUACUCUGUGUAAGCUUUACGGUAACAUAGGUUAAUUUUGUACAAAAGUUGACUUGUAUUGUUUUAGAAUGUGAAGUUAGUCAGUUACAGUUAGUCAGUCAUUUUAACAUAACUUUUCAAACCAAUAGAACAACCCUUUUACUGUUGAAUUUUCAAGAAUUCUAAGUGGUUUUAGGCAGUACAAGAGUUACUAUGGGUGGUAGAUUGUAAUAGUUACAGCCUUAAAAGGAGAACACUGUGUUUAUUAGUGAUUACAAUCUUGCAUAAUGUGACAACAUCAGGCUUGCGUAUGGAAUGUAUUGUCAAGUUUUCAUUGUCAUUGGUUGCUUGCUUGUUUGUAGGAGCAAGUUAUUUCUUGUAUCUCUUCCUCUGAAAUCUUGUUAGUCUGGUAUCAACCUGUAAGAAGGUUCUUAUCGGUGUUUUGCCUAAAGUAGCAAAGCUUACAACAGGUCUUUAGGGGUCUGAUUUCUCUCAGGCUUUGCUUCAGGCUUUGCAGCUCUAGUUGCUUUAAAUUUAAUAAUUAACCAUCAGCUUAUUACUGUCAAGUUGUCCAGUUAUUAUUAAACUGUCAUUGUUAUCACUGAAGUUAAUUUUACUAAGUGUAAAUCAUGGAAAGUGCAAAGUGCAGUGUAUUGCUUAAUAUAGAAUACUAAAUCCCAUUGACAAGGAGAUAUAUGGCAAUUGAAGGAUAAAUAAUAGUAAUCACCCUUGGUGAUUAAAGGUAUGUUCUCUGAUCAUCCUUGUUAUGAACCCUUUAACUCCCAGAGGUGAUCAACACAUAACUUCUCCCCCAUAAUAGCUGCUAUACAUUAUCCAGCAAACACGUAACUAAAAUGCUCAAUCUUAUGAGGUAGACAUUGAUGUCUUUACCAAACACCAAAUUCUUGUAACUGACAUACUAGAAAAUGUGUAUCAGCUAGAGGGGAGAAUAAAUAAAACAGAUCUUGGAAGUUGAAGGGUGAAGAGAUUUUACUCAUCUCUGCUUCAGGGUAUAUGCAUUGUGUUCUUUUAGAUGCAAAUGAUUUAUUGCUCUUUUUUUUUAAGGGUUUUCAUACAUGUUUGAAUACCCCUUGUUAUAUAUCUAGUGUACAAUCUCUUCAUAGAUGUGUUUGAUUAUUUUUUUUUUUUUGUAGCUAUGUGUAAAUUGAUUGUGUAUUUGGUAUUGAUAACUGUUUUAACAUUUGCACAAAUAAAUACCAGUUAAAAAAAGAA